UGCCACCCGCUCAUCCCACCCGGGAGUCAGAAGCUAGCAGAGCGCGCUUGAGGCAGCUGCACACUCGCCCGGCUCCUGGGGCGUGGUGCUGAAGGGAGGGGGGAAGAAAGGAGGGAGAACGGCCCGCCUCCUUCCCCCUUUCCUCUUCCCCAAGGCUCUCCAGCCAGUGCAGUCCUUUAAAGCCCUGGGCGCUCCCCGAAGUAAGCUCCGGAGGGGUGGAGACUCCGCGCCGAGCCAGAGCCGGAGCAGGAGCAGGAGCUGGAGCCCGGAUCUGGCGCUUGGUCGAUUCAGUUCAGCGGCCGGAGGUCCGGGACAUCCACGUGGGGGGCGAGGCGAGCCGGAGCCGGGGACAGUUGUCUCGGGCCAGGGAAGCCCAGAGGCCACUUCUGCCACUCUCUCCUCACCACCUCCUCUGCCACCCCUAAGGUGGGGAGCAGGAGCCAGGUUCCCCUGCCCCUGGCCCGCCUCUGGGGCACCUCGGCUGCUCUUCAGACUCAUGCCUGAACAGGUAACCAUAGUAGCUGGAGGAGUGAUUGCAGGGCUGCUGUUGCUGGUUCUGAUUGGGAUCAUGGGAUACUGUCUCUGGAAGAAGCUAUGUGUUGCCCCUACCUAUGAGGAGCUGACUGGCAUGCCAUCACCAGGACAGGAGAAGCAGCCUUCCCAGGCAGCUGUGAUUCAGACCAACAGGACUCAAGGUAUCCCAUUUGUUGUUCCUCCCUCCUUCUAUGGCCGGGAUUGGAUCACUCUGACCAAUGGAGAAAGGGUCCAGGAUGAAAGUGACCCCUACAUUGCCCCAGAAUUCCUGCCUCGAUCAUCUUUUCAUUCAUUUGGGGGUGCGUAUAUGGUUGGGACAAUCAAUCCAGAGCUGUACAAAUUUCCAGAAGACAAGAGUGAGACAGACUUCCCCGAAGGCUGCCUGGGAAGGCUGUGGUUCACAGUGGAGUAUGAACAGGAGGCAGAGAGGCUCCUGGUGGGCUUGAUCAAGGCCAGGAAGUUGCAGACCCCUUCCCCACUGGAGACUUGCAGUCCCUUGGUGAAGCUGUAUCUGCUGCCUGAUGAGCGUCGCUUUCUACAGUCCAAAAUGAAACGUAAAACCACCAACCCGCAAUUUGAUGAAAACUUCAUUUUCCAGGUAUCCAGCAGAACCAUCACGCAGAGGAUGCUGAAGUUUUCCGUGUUCCAUGUGGACAAGCAAAGGAAGCAUCACCUCCUGGGCCAAGUACUCUUCCCACUGAAAGAUGAGAUGCUGAUGAGCGAUAGCCGGAACAUUAUUUGGCGAGACUUGGAACCAGAGAGCCUGGAGCCGCCUUCGGAGUUUGGGGACAUCCAGUUCUCUCUCAGCUACAACGACUACCUGGGCCGCCUGACUGUCGUGGUGCUCCGCGCCAAGGGCUUGAAGUUCCGGGAUGACCGGAACGUCGAUGUGUUUGUCAAAGUGUCGCUGAUGAACCACAACAGAUUCGUCAAGUGCAAGAAGACGUCAGCCGUGCUGGGCUCCCCCAACCCUGUGUAUAACGAGACGUUUAGCUUCAAGGCCCACCCCGAGGAGCUAGACACGGCCAGCCUGAGCGUGGCGGUGCUCCAGAACACCGAUGGGGCCCAGAGCCACCAGCUGGGCCGCGUGGUCGUCGGACCCUUCAUGUACACGAGGGGGAAAGAACUGGAACACUGGAAUGAAAUGCUGAACAAGCCCAAGGAGCUGGUGAAGCGGUGGCACUCGCUGUCUCCCAGCAGCUGAUGGGGCUGCUCCGCGGGGACACCUGGGUGACCGAGGACACUUCCUGGGGCCGUGGACUUGGAGCGGACUCUGCAGGCUUAGGGAAGAUGUCCUCACUAGCCCUGUCAGAAAUAGGGCCUGGUCUUUCCUUGGUUAGCAUAGGAAUGGCCUAAUAAAAUGACCCCUCCUCCUUCCUGUGGAAUACUGUUUUUUAAAAACUCUUACUUUCUGUCCUGUUAACAACUCUUAAGGCAGAAGAGUGGUCAGGGCUGGGCAAUGGGGGCUCAGUGACUUGCCCAGGGGCACACAGCUAGGAAGUGCCUGAGGUCAAAUUUGAACCCAGGACCUCCCAUCUCUGGGCCUGGCUCUCAAUCCACUAAGCCACCCAGCUAGCUGCCCCUCUGGCGCUCCUUCUGGUAGAAUACUGUUAAGGGUUUGGUAGGGGUCCUUCAUCACUGUGAAGCUGAAGCUAAAUUAGAAUUUCAGACAUUCAGAUUGCGAAUAGUAUGCCAUUAGAACAAACUUUCUCUGAGGUUAAAUUCCCAUCAGCAAAUAUGAACACUCUUAGAGAGGCAAGUUGGUCUCUGUGUUCGGCCAUAAAAGGAAAUGCCGUUUUAAGGGGACAGGAAUAGGAAGAAACUAGGGAAAUAUUGUCUAGUGUACUUGGGCCAUCGUGUCAAUUAGAAUGAUGUAGGAGGGGAAGUUGGGUGGCUCGUGCAUUGAAAGCCAGACCUAGAGAUGGGAGGGAGGUCCUGGGUUCAAGCCUGUCCUCAGACACUUCCCAGAUGUGUGACCCUGGGCAAGUCACUUAACCCCCAUUGUCUAGUCCUUACCACUCUUCUGCCUUGGAACUGAUAUAUAGUAUUGGUUCUAAGAUGGAAGGUCAGGGUUAAAAAAAAUGACACAUGGACUGGAGCUGUCAAUCCUAGUAAGAGGUGCGUGACUUAUGCUUGGUUCACUUGAACCUCCUGGGAAUCCUAACCUAGAUGUGGGCAUCAAGGAUCUGCAGCAGAGGACUCAUCCCAGGCACACAGUGACCCCAAGCUCAAACGAGAUUCCUCAUUGGAAGAAAAGCAAAGACAUCAUGUUACAAGCAUUGAAACUAGCAGGGAGAUCUAAUUGGCCAUUGCAGACUAAACAGACUUGGAGGAGGGGACACGUGCCGGGCUGUUCUACGGGACUGAAACAGGACGACUACCGAGGAAUUCCCGAUGGAGAAAGUAGACCCUGGCCAGAUGUAGUCAAAAGUCUUGACUUCUGGGCUUUCCUGUACUUUGACUAUCUUAAGCCAUUGUGUAUUCCCACGCUCCUCUGGUCAUUAAAACUCUUGUGCCCCAAGA
Molecule: messenger RNA, 3057 nt
Organism: Monodelphis domestica (gray short-tailed opossum)
Lineage: Eukaryota; Metazoa; Chordata; Mammalia; Didelphimorphia; Didelphidae
Gene: SYT15
Product: synaptotagmin 15
Biological process (GO): calcium-ion regulated exocytosis
Cellular component (GO): exocytic vesicle; plasma membrane
Molecular function (GO): clathrin binding; SNARE binding; calcium ion binding
Source: RefSeq, a predicted model, not a curated record